AGGCAAACCCACGUGAAAUGACCUUAGAUGAGAAAGCAAAUGGUUAGAGGUUUCUCUUCGUUCCUCUAUCUGUUCUGUUUGCGUAAUAUCCAUCAUGUUCGUGUUUACAAAGCAUUUAAUUCAUCAGACAACCAAGUUGGCCUGUAGGAGAAGUUUUCAUCAGUCCAGUAAAAGACUGCUCCCUAUGGUGCCCAUCGUUAUCGAGCAGACGGGAAGGGGAGAGCGAGCUUACGACAUCUACUCACGACUGCUCAAAGAGAGGAUUAUAUGUGUAAUGGGUCCUAUAUCGGAUGAUUUAUCCAGCCUGGUGGUUGCCCAGUUGUUGUUUCUGCAGUCUGAGAGUAAUAAGAAGCCCAUUCACAUGUACAUAAACAGUCCAGGUGGUUCGGUGACUGCAGGGUUAGGCAUAUACGACACCAUGCAGUAUGUGCUGCCCCCUAUAGCCACGUGGUGUGUUGGACAGGCAUGUAGUAUGGCCUCGCUACUUCUGUGUGCAGGGAGCCCAGGCAUGAGGCAUUCCCUACCUAACUCAAGGAUUAUGAUACAUCAGCCUUCAGGACAGGCAUCUGGACAAGCCACUGAUAUACAAAUACAAGCUGAGGAAAUCCUGAAACUGAAGUCUCAGAUAAACCGGCUGUAUGUAAAACAUACAAAACAGGCUCUGGAGACAAUAGAGAAAAAUAUUGAAAGAGAUCGCUUUAUGUCCCCGCAAGAAGCUAAGGAGUUUGGUCUUAUAGACUCUGUCCUGGAGCACCCACCGGCUGUGGAAGACGAGCACAAAUUGGAGACAUGAUGCCAUGGUUGUGCAUAAACGAUUUUGUUGUUCUGUCCACAAAACGAGAGUGCCCUAAUUAUUCUCAAGUCCAUCACCUGGAUGUAAUGCUUCACAAUAACCAUCAGACAGCAGUAUGCUUACAGAGAACUUGAUUUGCCUCUAACAGUUUGCGUACUGACUGAAGCUGAUGUAGACUUUCUUUUUGGUAUUUCAGACCAAAACUGACAUCACUAGCAAGAUGUGGAACGCAUAUCUAUAAAGCUUUGGCAAUAAAUAUGAGUCACAGGAAAAUUCAGAUACAAUUGCACACCUGAGAAUGCAUUACAGUCUCAGACAUGAUUGCUCUUUACAGAGGGAUACACCUCCCCUCCAAACGAUAAUGCAUUAGUACUGGCCUAAUUCAUCAUCUGUUUAAGGGUUUAACACCGCGGUGUUUGUUGUGUAUUCUUCCCCGCUGUGAGUUGCAGGCCGUGGGCAGAUAUACAUAUUAAAUACAGAUGACCUAUCAAACAACAUCAAGUGUGUCAUGUAACAAAUUGGCCUGUACGUUUACCUCCCCGAGUAAUAUCAUUUCAUGCCGUUAAUGACUACAGAUAAUAGAAUUUGAGUUAAAACUCGUUAGAUCUGCUUCAUGAUUUAUAUAAAGGCAAACAAUCGGUAUUUCCUUCAGUGAAAAGUGUUAUUUUGCACAGUUUAUGGAAAUCGUUUUUUUUUUUUUUG
Messenger RNA from Liolophura sinensis, 1495 nucleotides. Its product is annotated as ATP-dependent Clp protease proteolytic subunit, mitochondrial-like. NCBI's taxonomy places the organism in Eukaryota, Metazoa, Mollusca, Polyplacophora, Chitonida, Chitonidae. Gene Ontology annotation, biological process: protein quality control for misfolded or incompletely synthesized proteins. The transcript is spliced from 6 exons. Gene Ontology annotation, cellular component: endopeptidase Clp complex. The record is from RefSeq and is a predicted model, not a curated record. Gene Ontology annotation, molecular function: ATPase binding; ATP-dependent peptidase activity; serine-type endopeptidase activity. The coding region runs from base 95 to 793 and encodes 232 amino acids.